Molecule: messenger RNA, 1506 nt
Organism: Fibroporia radiculosa
Lineage: Eukaryota; Fungi; Basidiomycota; Agaricomycetes; Polyporales; Fibroporiaceae
Exons: 7
Coding region: 1-1506 (501 amino acids)
Source: RefSeq, a predicted model, not a curated record
AUGUCUUCAGAACCCGCUAUCCUCGCCCUCCACUUCAUCGAACUUGACGGCUCCACACAGUGCAAUUCAUCCGGGAAACACCAAGCGCUCUCUGUAAAUAAACACGGUGUACUGAAUAAACCGAAAGACGAUCUUUCCAAUUUGGCGGGUCUGCUCUGGGAGCGUGUGCAAGGCCAUGUCGCCGGCCUCGUUAACGACUGCGGAAGUGCCGCACACAACUACCGACCGGCCUCACCAAGAGUGGGUCAUCAACACACUACAUCCGCGUGCUUGACGAGCGCAGCAUACGAAUCUGUUCUUGACACCAUCCGCGAGGUGACUCACGUAGAAGACGACCCGGACCUUGAAUCUAACAGCCAAGAUGGCGAUCCCGAAAUGUCUGAAACUAUAAUUGUCGACACCACCCCAUCCAUUUGCAACGCUGAGUCUAUCAGUGAGCGAAAUGAGGUGCUCCUCAGAUUUCAACUUGAUGGCCGUAGCCUAAUUCUCGAUUCUGCUCGUCCUGAUGUCGCACCUCAUAUUGUGGUCACACCUCCCGAUUCCUACGACGCCUGGAAUUUCUACUGGGCAUCCCUGACUAAUGUACCAGGUCCCCAAUAUCCUGGUUGGCUGACUGUACCAAUACAGAGUCCUUCACUGAGUACGUUAGCAUCGCUACCUCCCCUGCCCCAUCCGGAGGGUCGUUGGCAAUCGACUUCUCUCCGAUGUUGCGACAAGGAGAGCGGUGAAUCGCCGAACAAUAUCGUCCCUGAACCACGGAAAAUCUUUAGCUCUUUAAGACUACGAGAACUAGAGCGUCAAGUAGUUUAUCUGAAUAACCUCGUCACUGCCGUAAAUCGUCAUCAGUAUAAAGCCUCUGCACUGGCAGCUUCUUCAGUGGCGCCAUCCUUCAGAGAAAGAUGGGAUACGCUCGAGUUGCAACCAUACCUGAAGAGACCGUUCCGCUGGACGGAUCCUGCUGAACCUCUUCUAUCCUCUUACAGUCACUUUCCCGGGGUUAUGGUCAUCGAUUCUACCACACCAUGUACGACGCCGCACAUUGUCGUCCAUGAGCCUCCUCCAGCAGACCCGUGGGCGCCACACUACAACAUGACACCCAACCCACAAGACUGCGGGCAGGGCUACUUCCUCACCGUACCUUCGCCGUUCGCACAGCUGAUGAAUAUUCCCCCGGACCCGCUGGAGUCUUAUAUCAAAGAAGAAAUGACCGAUGCCGGUGAUGGAUCUGAGCAAGCCACUAUUGCUGACAGCGAUGGUCCAUUUACACCCGAUGCAUUCGAUGGGGAAGUCGUCCUGAACACGGCCUUCGAUAUGCCCGAAGACGAAUUUGAAGAUGCCUUGCACUCAUACCAAAUGCGUCUGCAAGGAGUCGAGGAACAGGACGAUGCUGAAUUGUCAAUAUCCGGAUGCACGUCUGCUGGCUUCAGUGUGCCUAUGAAUGACGAUGACGACGACCUUCCUCCUUUUGACGACUGGUAUCAACAGAUCGCGAGUCGUACCACAUAG